AUGUUGCGCAAUCGAUUGGUUUUGAAUACUAUUCGACAAUUGCAAGCAUAUACCUAUUCUAGUGAUAGUACUAAGCAUGUAGAUACGACUUAUAUGGAGAUUCCUCUUUAUGAUGUAGAUAAACCACAGCCACUAGAAAAAAGGAAGGCAAGACUUCAUUACCAGUCUCGUAAAAGGGGCAUGUUAGAAAAUGAUUUACUACUUAGUACUUUUGCUAAGAAAUACUUAGAUGGAUUUACAGAAAACCAAACAAUGAUGUAUGAUCGAUUAAUUAAUUCUCCAAGCAAUGAUUGGGAUAUUUUUUACUGGAUUGUGGAAAAAAAACCGACACCAAAAGAGUUUGAUAAUGAAGUUAUGCAUCUUCUCAAAAAGCAUGCUAAAAAUGAGAAUAAAGUUGCUCUGUCACAGCCUCCACUUUAU
Molecule: messenger RNA, 420 nt
Organism: Brenthis ino (lesser marbled fritillary)
Lineage: Eukaryota; Metazoa; Arthropoda; Insecta; Lepidoptera; Nymphalidae
Source: the annotation of a GenBank genome assembly